Henningerozyma blattae CBS 6284 is the source of this 1947-nucleotide messenger RNA. RefSeq names its product cohesin-loading factor complex subunit SCC4 (gene SCC4). The transcript has a single exon. Gene Ontology annotation, biological process: mitotic sister chromatid cohesion. Lineage: Eukaryota; Fungi; Ascomycota; Saccharomycetes; Saccharomycetales; Saccharomycetaceae. The coding region runs from base 1 to 1947 and encodes 648 amino acids. The record is from RefSeq and is a predicted model, not a curated record.
AUGCAAGCCAAAACUCAGAUAAUAAGAAAACCAAAGAAAUUAUCAAAUGAAACUUUGUACUAUUUGGCAAACCAAUACAUAGACCAAGCUUAUAAGAAUUCCUUCAAGAUCCAAAAUGAAUCUCAAUUGAUCCAAUAUUACAAGCUGAUCCAAUUAUCCAUCGAGCUCUGCUCGAAGCUGGCUGCUUCCAGAUCAAACUUCAAUAUUCACAAGAAAAACUUCAUCUUGUUCAAAAUCGUUUUAUUAUUAUUAGACAAUUCCAUCAAUUAUAAAUUAAUUGAUUCUCAAUUAUCUACCUUGAUCAACCAAUUGGAUUUGCAAAAAAAAAACCAUUAUUUACAAAAUAAUCUACACUUCAAUUGUAUCUUUGUAAAAUUAUGGAACUUGCCGCUGUGGAAAGGCGACCCCAAACAAUAUAAUAUCGCUUUGGAUGAUACGUUGACGUAUAAGAGCUAUCUAACGACAAUUCUCCAUCAUUCGAGUCACGACUUUGGGAUCAAUUUACAAUUCUCCAUCAUAUCCUUUAUCCAUCUGUUUUGGUUGAUCAAAUUAAACAAAAACAAAUCGUUGAUCGAUUCCACUUUUAAACACUUGUUAUCAUUCAACAAUUCUCUUCCAACCAACCAUUCCAAUUUCGUCUGGAUUAAUUAUAAUUCCUUCAUUUCGUUGGUCUAUUUAAACUACAUCUUGCAAAACAAUCUCAUUAUCCCCAGGGUUUUACAAUCCAACAUCACCUCCAUACAAGCAAGUCCAAUGUCGAAAAAUUUAAAAGCUUGGCAUUUGAUUAUAGAUUUGCUUUUCCUGAUCAAACGAGAUUCAAACAUUACAUUGAAAUUAAAUGAAAUUAAAUCAUUUUUCGAUUCAAAUUCAUUAAACUUAUCCUCUCUUUAUUUAAACUUCACCACCAAUGAUGACAACAAGUUGCAAAUCUCCCUGAACGAUAUCGUCUUGAAAAUCGAUCUUUUUUCCAUCUUCAAUUAUAGAAAUUUAACAAACAUUUUAUUAUUCUUACAAAGCAUUAGUUAUUUGAUAAAUUCCACAGAAAAAAAUUCAAAUUUCGCAUUGAUUUAUUUACCAAAGAUUAAAAAAAAUAUCUUAUCCAUUCAAUUAAACUUGAAAUCUUCCAAAAAUGUCCCCCUAGCAUUCCAUGAUGCUAAUCAAAAUUGGUAUUCAAAAUUUCUAAAUUUAAUUGAUUUUUAUUCACUUUGGUACGAUUUAAUUUUAAAUAAUUUUACAUCAUUGCCCCUGGCAAAGGACAACGAUCCUUAUUUCAAAUUAAUUUCAACUCAUUUGGAUUCCACCAAUGACAAUACACUACAAUUAUACCAACAUAUAAUCGAUUCUCCAUCUAUUUCAAAUUCAAAUUCACAUUUAAAAUUAUUUGCCCUAUUCAAUUCAUAUUUGAUUUUAUCUUCAAGAUUAAGUCAAACAAAUUCAUCAGAUGAUACUCAUUCAAUUAUUAACAAAUUAAACAACACAUGGUCCAAUCUCAAUUCUAUAUUCUUAUCAAACUCAUCGAAUUUAUUUACUAAAAAUAAUAAUUAUUUCGUCACAUUCAUAAUUUUAUGGAUUUCAUCACAUUUACAACCAUUUAAUUCUAACCCUUUACCAAGUACUGAUAAAGAAAAGGAAUUUUUCAUUUCAAAUUUGGAAAAAUUUUAUCAACAAAACUCAUUCUAUUCAACACUCACUGAUUCUACUUCUUCCUCCACCUCUCAAUUUCAUUUGAAAAAAUCUUUACAUUUACAAAUUUUAUUAAAUUAUAUCGGUACAAGGUUAUUCGAACAUGAUUUAACUAAAAUUUCUAAAAUUUCAAAGACUUGUUUCCAUUAUUCCAUGAAAUUUAAUUUCCAUUAUAAAUUCAUUUAUAUCUUGGGACUUUGGCAUUUAAUUAAUUCUACUUCACAAUUAAAUGAAAGAGAAAUUCAAAAGACAAAAUUAAAUUAA